UCGAACCCAUAUGAAUGCCAAUUUGCAAUCAGAGGCCCUAAUGGAACUGACUUCGAGGGUGGGAUUUAUCAUGGCCGGAUCCAGUUUUCGAAGGAACACCCAAACAAGCCUCCUAUAUUCCAGUUGUUGACGGAAAAUGGUCGCUUCAAAACCCAAACCGAGAUCUGUUUUGAGAUGUCCUCGUCUUUUCAGUUUGUGGGGGUGCGAGAUGCUUUACUUAGACUUAUUGAUUUAUUGCCCACCUACCCAGAUGGUGCAUUGGGUUCAAUAGGAUACAAUAAGAAAAAAAGGCGUGCCCUGGCCAUCAAAUCUCGUGUAGCAGCUCCAAAAUAUGGCACUGAUGAACGUCAAAAGUUAAUUGAUGAGAUUCAUGAAUAUAUGCUCAGCAAGUCACCCCCUCUUCGUUCAAACAGGGGAGGGGAUAUCCAGGCGAGUUACCAAAAUGAUUUAGACAAAAGAAUGCCAGGCAUCAAUAUCUUGGUUGGGAAUACAAUUCAUGCUAACAACUCCAAGCGGGUAGGAAUUUUCGAUUUUGAGAAUAAAUGCUCCAAGAAAGCAAAACAAGUCGUCUCCAGUUGAGAAACCAGCUCGACUUCCAGAGAAGACAACCAAGAGUGAUGAAUUGAGGUGAUCAGAUCUGUAGUGUAGCCCUCUUUUUAUUUUUUUACAGGCAUGUUGCCGAUUAGGAUUGUUACCACCACAAAGAUUCGUGGUGUAGAAGUUUCAAAAAACCUCUUUAAGAUUUCGAUUUCGAUUCAAUUUAAAACAGCA
Prunus avium (sweet cherry) is the source of this 771-nucleotide messenger RNA. Lineage: Eukaryota; Viridiplantae; Streptophyta; Magnoliopsida; Rosales; Rosaceae. The record is from RefSeq and is a predicted model, not a curated record.